UAAAACAGAACUGAACACUUACAACCAUCACUGUCAGACUGUCAGCAAACACUUGGCAUUGAAUUAACACAGCAAUGGAGACAUGCACAGGAAUGUCAAUGCAGGACAACAGAGUCUUCACUCAGCAACCAGUGUUAGUGACCAUACCUGACCACCAUUUCAAAGAUGAUAUUGUUUUGUCCACGCUCAAUCUCCACUACGGUAAUCCUUGCUGCCUUGGGGCUGUGGCCAUGUACAACUCGGUGAAGGCCAGAGACAGCACUUUUCGUGGAGACUUUGUGGCAGCAUGGUCCUAUGGAGCCAGAGCUCGCCGCCUAAACAUCGCUUCCUUCUGCAUUAUUGGCUUCGUCGUACUUAUCUCCAUCAUCACCCUCAUCGCUCAAUUAACUAAACCAGACAAAAAUGAAUCAUAAUGCAGAGAAUUAAUGUCUAAAUUUUUGUCUCUCUAUUGUUUUUUUUUAUGAUAUUCACAUCACUAAAGCAUUAGAUUUGCACCAAUUUAAACAUUGCAUGGUUCUCGUUUGGUCUUAAUUUUUACCUGAAUCACUGAAGAAAGUCUGUUGGACUGUAACGUUGCUUUGGAUUUUCCUUUUGUGAAAUAUUACAUUUUGGGGCACUUUUUGGAUUGUACAACAUGUAGUUUUUGUAACUAAUGAGUAAAUCAGUGACCUCAGAUCUCAAGCCUUGUGUAUUUUCCAUUCAUCUAUUUAAGCUUUUGGAUUUGGCAUGCAGAUUCCUUGAUGUUUUUGGCUUAUACGAUUUGAAUCAUGGCUCCCAGCUCUAAUUACCAAUGCCUAUAAGAGGCUUUUAUCAUGAAGCAGGAUUGAAUGGUAAGAUAAAACCAAAAAUAAGAUUAAUCUGAGACAACACUGUAUUUUUAGCAUCACAAAGGUAACAUUCGCUACAAGUAAAGACACAAAAGUGUGAGAUUCGGUGCGAGCAACCAAUCCUCUCAAACAUGGAGACCCAUUGUAAAUGGGUUAGAAGGAUGAGCAUGUUCUGACCCUGGUGCUGGCUCCUUAAAACAAAGCUCUUUGAUACAGUGUAUGUGUCAAUGAGUUCUGUGAUGCAAGUACAUACGGCUGACUAUGUUAUCUGCAGUUCAGAUUUUUUUUUUAAAAGGCUUUAUAUUGUGCAGAGGCGCAAAACCAAAUACACUAAAGUUUUGAAACACUUGACAAAUCUUUUGAUCUGAAGGCGUAUGCUUAAAUGUUUGAAAUUACUUUUGAUUUAUUUUGGAUUUUGUUUAGUCACAACAUAAUUCCCAUAGUUCCAUUUAUGUUAUUCCAAAGUUUUGAUGACUUUACUAUUAUUCUAAAAUGUGAAAAAAAAGAAGAAUAUAUAUAUAUAUAUAAAAUAAAGAAUGAGUAAGUGUUUCAAAACUUUUGACCGGUAGUGUACACAAUGUAUGCAGUGCACAGGGUUAGCCAUAUAUAAGGAGGUGCUUGCGACACACCAAAAUACACAGUCUAAAACAAAGGUCAGUACAAAGCAGGCAGUAUAAAGAAGAUGAGUCAUGACUAGAACUGCAAUCUGUAACCUCAAAAAAAUCAAUAGAUUUCCACAGAAUCGAACAUCCAUCAUUUACAAAUUCUUUGCACACCCCUCCCUUUAAGUUCUUUGAUUUUACU
Messenger RNA from Myxocyprinus asiaticus (Chinese sucker), 1631 nucleotides. It is a transcript of the gene ifitm1, whose product is annotated as interferon induced transmembrane protein 1. Gene Ontology annotation, cellular component: plasma membrane. The transcript is spliced from 2 exons. NCBI's taxonomy places the organism in Eukaryota, Metazoa, Chordata, Actinopteri, Cypriniformes, Catostomidae. Bases 75 to 413 code for a protein of 112 amino acids. The record is from RefSeq and is a predicted model, not a curated record.